Puntigrus tetrazona (Sumatra barb) is the source of this 1635-nucleotide messenger RNA. RefSeq names its product retinal G protein coupled receptor b (gene rgrb). The transcript has 7 exons. Gene Ontology annotation, cellular component: membrane. NCBI's taxonomy places the organism in Eukaryota, Metazoa, Chordata, Actinopteri, Cypriniformes, Cyprinidae. The record is from RefSeq and is a predicted model, not a curated record. Bases 167 to 1042 code for a protein of 291 amino acids. Gene Ontology annotation, biological process: visual perception; phototransduction; G protein-coupled receptor signaling pathway. Gene Ontology annotation, molecular function: G protein-coupled receptor activity.
GGUCUGCUCUUAAAGCGCUCUUCAGACGCAGGGCUGAUUUCACAAACUUUUGUGGUAUUAAAACAUUCUUGCGAGGAUUUCAGAGGCUUUAAAUCUCACACGCGCUUUCACAAGAAAUAAACACACAUAUAAAGUGUGACACUGUAGAGCAGCGGUCAGAAGGAAAAUGGCUUCGUACACGUUACCGGAGGGCUUCAGCGACUUCGACAUGUUCGCCUUCGGCUCGGCGCUGCUGGUGGGAGGACUUCUGGGGUUUUUUCUCAACUUCAUCUCAGUGAUGGCAUUCCUCAGAAUCCGGGAGAUGCAGACGCCCAGUAACUUCUUCAUCUUUAACCUGGCUCUGGCUGAUCUGAGCCUCAACAUUAACGGUUUAGUGGCUGCUUAUGCUAGUUACCUAAGAUUCUGGCCGUUCGGGUCUGAGGGCUGUCAGAUUCAUGCUUUUCAGGGAAUGGUUUCGAUCCUCGCCUCCAUCAGCUUCCUCGCUGCCAUUGCUUGGGACAGAUAUCAUCAGUACUGUACUAAGCAGAAGAUGUUCUGGAGCACGUCUAUGACCAUGACCACUAUCAUCUGGAUCCUGGCCGUGUUCUGGGCAGCUCUGCCGCUGCCGGUCAUCGGAUGGGGCGUCUUUGACUUUGAGCCGAUGAAAACAUGCUGUACGCUCGAUUAUACUCAAGGAGACCGGAGUUAUAUCACUUACAUGCUGUCCAUCACUGUACUGUAUUUAGCGUUCCCUGUUAUGAUUCUGCAGUCAUCCUACAAUGCUAUCUAUGCAUACUUCAAAAAGACGCACCACUUUAAGUUUAACACCGGCUUGCCUCUGAAAGCUCUGCUGUUCUGCUGGGGUCCGUAUGUUCUGAUGUGUACAUACGCCUGCUUCGAGAACGUCAAUCUGGUUUCCCCAAAGCUCAGAAUGGUCCUUCCAGUGCUGGCCAAGACGUCUCCGAUCUUUCACGCCAUUCUGUACGCCUUUGGUAAUGAGUUCUACCGCGGAGGAAUCUGGCAGUUCCUCACCGGCCAGAAAUCUACAGACAAAAAGAAAUAGAGCAAGAGCUUUAGCCAUGUGAUGUUGUAUUGAGACAAAUCUGCAGGAGGUUACAUGUGACGAGACCGUACAUGUUAAAUCACUUUUGUCUUUGAUUACUGAAGAGUGUGAGAGGUGACUUACACAGUUCAUUCAGGACACAAUCAGUUAACCAUUUCAUUGUUCUUGCCUUAAUGUUGCUGUUGACCAAUACAGCAGAACACAGUAUUCAUGUAUAAAUCUGUAAGUAAGAGGAUUUUUCUAACCAAAACUUGAAACCAGUGAAUGAACCACUAAAAAGAAAAGGGCCUUUCAUUGUUAAUCCACAGAAUAAAUCUUGAGGCACAAGACAGUUUGUCACGGGUUCUUUAGGGGCUGAUGAAGAAGAAUCUCUGAAGGAUUGGCUUACAGAUGGUCAUCUUCACUGGUUUAGCUGGUUUCUUUAACAAAUCAGCAUUAUCUGACUCAGUGAAUGUCCUGAUUCCUCUCUGUGUGUUAGUUAGGAGUCCGAAUGCUCAUUUAUUCAGACGCUUUCAUUCAAAUGUUGUUCAAAGCACACUGACGUUCAGAUCUUCUCCGUCUUUGGCUCAGAUCUCGAAAUGAUGGCUAAUAAA